This is a messenger RNA of Haplochromis burtoni (Burton's mouthbrooder), 659 nucleotides long. RefSeq names its product proteasome subunit beta type-9. Gene Ontology annotation, molecular function: threonine-type endopeptidase activity. NCBI's taxonomy places the organism in Eukaryota, Metazoa, Chordata, Actinopteri, Cichliformes, Cichlidae. Gene Ontology annotation, cellular component: proteasome core complex. The record is from RefSeq and is a predicted model, not a curated record.
UUCUUCUGUCAGUAUUGAGGUUGGUGAGGACCCUCAGGUUCGCUCAGCUGCCACUCUGGUGAAGAACAUCUCAUACAAAUACAGAGAGGAGCUGUCAGCACAUCUGAUUGUUGCCGGCUGGGACAGAAGAAAUGGAGGGCAGGUGUUUGCAACUAUGAAAGGGCUCCUGACACGUCAACCGUUUGCAGUCGGCGGCUCCGGCAGCUCGUAUGUUUACGGGUUUGUUGAUGCUGAGUAUCGCAGAGGCAUGAACAAGCAGGAGUGCCAGCAGUUUGUUGUCAACACUCUCUCUCUGGCAAUGAACCGUGAUGGCUCCAGCGGCGGCGUGGCUUACAUCGUCACCAUCGAUGAACACGGCACAGAGGAGAAAGUGAUUCUAGGAAAUCAGUUACCCACCUUCUUUGACCAAUAACACAUUAGUUGUCUUAACAGAAGCUGUGGCUCACAGUUUUGGCACAACUGUCAAUUAACUCACCCUGUGAUGAAACCAUUAAGGAGCGGUAUACCUUUAAUAAUAAGUUGCUGCAUAUCUCACUAAUAUCCAAAGGUAUUUCAAGUUUAUAUCAACAAACCUUUAUGUUAAUAAAACCCUGUCUUUACAGUUGAUUACAUUUUUGUUUCAUCAAAUGAAAUAAAAUUGAAAAAUAAGUUUUGCUUUA